GAUUUUCGGCUGCAGGGUGGGUUAGUGAAAUUGAUUCUCGGAGUCCUUUAAGCAGCUUCUUCGCAGCUGAACGUUGAAGGGACAACUGACUGAAAACAGCUUCUAGCUACUCCAUCUUUACCGCCCAGAACACUAACUCCACCCUCCUCACCGGCCAUGUUCGGCGACCCUGAAAUGGAUGUUUUUAUUGUUGUUUUAGAUUCACUUUCCAUGUUACUGAGAAGAGCUAGAGAUGCCGAGAGACACCAGAAGGGAGGGAGAUUCCCAACAGUUGACAAGAAGGAAUGCAAGAUGGUCAGAGGCAGGGUGGGAAUGAGCCCUGGCUGGUCACUGCAUUUGAUGGUUCUGUGGACUCUCUAUGGAGUCGCUGGAGCACAGGCAUCCAUCACAGCUCACUAUGGCGAGGACAUCACUCUGGGCUGCAUCUUCCACCACAUACCGAGGCUAAAACUCCAUCGACUGAACAUCACCUGGAAGAUGCAAAGAGCCGAGGGAGCAGCUCUCCUGGUUCACAGCUACUAUGGGCAGAGGGACCUGUGGCAGGGACAGGACAAGGUUUACUGGGGCCGGACGCAGCUGGACCCAGAGGGAAUCCACAAAGGAAAUGCGUCCCUGCGACUCAGGGCUGUGGGCUUCCAGGAUGAGGGCUCCUACCUCUGCUACGUCACCUCUGAGCUGGGAACCUCAACCCAGAAGAUGUCCCUGGCCGUGCUAAGGAAGAGUGAAAUGGAGUCUCCCAUCGUAGCUCGGCUGGGGCAGGAUGUCACCCUGAGCUGCCCCUUUGAAUGCAGAUUAAAUCUCCAGCCGUUGAACAUCACCUGGAAAAAGGAAGAAACCGAGGGGCCGGAUCUCCUGGUUCACAGCUAUUGUAAUGGGAUAGAUACGUUGCAGAGACAAGAUGCCUCUUACAAGGGCAGAACACAGCUCCACCCGGAGAGGUUCUCUCAGGGAAAUGCAUCCCUGACGCUAAGGAGAGUUCGCAGCCAGGAUGAGGGAUUCUACAUCUGUCACGUCCAGCUGGAACUGGGACGGUUUUCUGUGCGGAUGCAAGUUACAGUCGAAGACUCUGUGAGUGAUCAGCCAAUACUAGUUGUGCCCUGUGUCUUGUGUUUAGUUUUGUUAAUAUUAAUAAUGUCUAUGAUCAUUAAGAAGCACCAUCCUCUCCUGCUGCAUAAAUCAAUGUUUUGGUUGCAAUGGAAACGGCAGAAGGACAGAGACCAGCCUGAGUCAAACCCGUUGACAGCCAGUGAGUCAUCAAAUCCAAACACAGUCCUACCACCACCUGCCAGCUCCUUACGGCCCUGUGGAGAUGCUACCACCACACGCCAUAGAAGCUCUCAAGUCAUGGAACAUGGUGACACACAGUCUUCCAGCUCCUUGGGCUGUCAGCCAGUUCAGGAGCAUGAACAGCAGGGAAGAGCUGCUACAGAUGUGGUUUGGGAAGAUUUUGACACGCUCUCUGAAGGAGAAAUUGCAGAGCUAAAAGCUGCUGUUGCGACAAAUAACCCGACAGGGCUGGUUUCCGCGCUGCAAGAGGUCAGUGAGGCAGUCAAGAAUGAAAGGUUCAAAGUUGCUGUAGUCGGAGAGGCGGGAUCCGGAAAGUCAUCUUUUGUCAAUGCCACCCGGGGUCUGAAAGAACAUGAUGCAGAUUCUGCUGAGACUGGAGUGCUGGGAGAAACGAUGGUGGAGCCCAAGGCUUAUUCACAUCCCAAAAACCCCAACAUAAUGCUAUGGGACCUGCCAGGGAUCGGGACAAUGAACUGUCGCUUAGACACUUUCCUUGAGCAACGUCACGUCAGACGUUAUGACUUGUUCAUUAUCAUCUCCUGUGGGCGCUUCACAGACAUCGACGCCAGACUUGUGGAGAAGAUUCGAUCACUGGGGAAGACGUUUUACUUUGUCCAUUCCAAAGUGGACUUCGACGUGGCAUCUGCACGGAGAACAAACAUCUGUGAGGAGAGUACCCUGCAGAUAAUCAGAGAGGACUAUAUAUCGCACCUGGGAGGAGAAACAGACAUUUUCCUUAUAUCUAGUUGGGCCCCUGACAAGUUUGAUUUCCCCCACCUGCAGCGAAUGUUAGCAGAGGAAUUCUGCCGUCACAGGGCGAGAGCUUUGCAACGGGCUCUCUCAGAGAGUUCUUUGCCCAUUUUGCAAAAGAUAAAAGUAUCGUUGUAGGAGGCAGAGCAGCUAUGGGGCCAAACUCUCUACUGGGGUAGCUCCAAUUUACACCACCAGAGAAUUUGGCCCAUGUCCUAUUUCUGUGUCCCUCUUGUCAACGUAAUCAAUGCCUACGGUUUAUUAGGGAUCCCACUGGCCAGGGAGUCACAGUUCUUUCCCCGCUUCCCUGGUGUUCUGGGGGAGGGUUGGUGUGAUGGUUUGGGGAGCUGUCUCCAGACCUUCUGAAUUCUGGGUGAUGCAUGAAAUUGUAUCACCCUGUCGUAGAAAGCCGGAUCCACCUCUGCCGACUGUGCACGCAGCAGGCACACGCCGGGAAGGUACUUGACAUUCAGCCAUGGCACUCUGACCACACUAGCUCUGCUAAAGAGCUGCAGCCUAGGGGAGAAAACAACAGUUUUAUCUUCCCUGUCCAGAGAGAGGGGAGAGAAAACACAGCAAAAAACAGAAACAAAAAAGGCCCCGCCACAGCAGCAGGUCUUAACACCUGGGUCAGUUCACUUGGACAUUGACAUACCCGCUUGGGCUUGAGCCAAGGGACCGAGACGCCCCCCACUGUCUAGGUUUCACAGCAUGAGACCAAGUCAAUUCCCCCAGGCUCUGAAACUCCCUGCCCAGGGGUGUUCGUGUGGGGAGGGGUUGCUGAGGAGACGGACUCUCCUCUCUCAUUGUGUUAUUUGCUUCGAUAUUACCACAAGUCCUGGGAGACAGUUAACCAGUGAGCCAGCCGGCUCACACGCCCUGGGGAGAAGUUCUGGGAGAGGCCGAUUUAAGUGCAGGGGAGAGUUUUGUCUCAGUGUUGCCCCCUUAGCGUGACAGCAGGUGCCACGCUCACCUCAUCCAUUGUUUUCCACGUGGCUGCAGCCCUAUAGUUCGGGAUGCCAUUUUUAGGAGCACCCUGCCCCUGCUCCCGGUGUGACCUUGAGUGCACUAUUCAGACAGGCCCCCAGUGUACCUGGAGGUAUCGGUACAGCCCUCUACUCCAAUGAGACUCACACGUGUGCUCAAGUGCUUUGCUGAACCCAGGCCCCAUGCAGCUGUGUUAGGCUGUUGUAGUCCAGCCCUCAGGGAUGCAGGCCUGAAUGCUGAGAGUACGUUUCUCAGACCAGUGCAAUUUCUGAGUAAAACACCCUGUUAUCUGAGGAGAGAGAUGGGCAUAUAAAGCCCACUCAGUCAUGGCCACUGCAGGGUUAAGGAACAGAGUAGCUAAUCCCUAGCUGGGGUGAGCUGGUCAGCAGCAAACUGGCAGGAUACCCGCCCCCGCCCCAGAAAAAGAGCAGGACCAGAACAUCCCUGAGGACUGGCUGAGGCUGUGGGAAAACCAGCCGGCCUAAGUGAUGGGGAUUGCAUUUAUCACACCUUUGAUGAGCUGGCUCAUAUCAAACACCCUGUAAAGGUGCCCGGCCGGGGCUCAACCCUCCCUGGGGAGGAGGGGAGCCACACCGGCCUCACUACACGCUGUCCGAGUCCGCCCUUUCGUCAGGGUCAGGCGACGUUGCACAGUCGCUUGGGACUCCAGCCUUCUGCUACAGGGUGGAGUAAACAGAAAGUCAGCUCGGGGGCCUCAGGCCCUCAGUCCCGGGACUGAGGGCCCCCUCGCCCGAGGCUCGGGCCGCUCGAGCCCUUGAUGCAGGACCGAGCAGUGGCACAGUUUAAAGGGGCCCAGCCCUUGGGUCGGGCGGGGCACCAAACACACAGUU
This is a messenger RNA of Gopherus evgoodei (Goodes thornscrub tortoise), 3875 nucleotides long. RefSeq lists its product as uncharacterized. The transcript has 8 exons. Lineage: Eukaryota; Metazoa; Chordata; Testudines; Testudinidae. Bases 157 to 2175 code for a protein of 672 amino acids. Gene Ontology annotation, molecular function: GTP binding. The record is from RefSeq and is a predicted model, not a curated record. Gene Ontology annotation, cellular component: membrane.